ACAGUGCAACGCAUCUUUACGUCGUGCAGUACGUGUAUCUGCUGGUGCCCGAGACAGCCCCCUUCAAGGGGAAAUUCCAUCUACAGGAAGCGCUAUGGAGGGUGUGGAGGCGCCGUGGGUGUCGCCCGUCGAAGUCAA
Molecule: messenger RNA, 138 nt
Organism: Nannochloropsis gaditana CCMP526
Exons: 2
Source: RefSeq, a predicted model, not a curated record